AGCUAUUGCCAUUAAUUGUUACGUUGCGCCCGCAUUUUAGCAUUGAUUGAAUUGAAAAGCGAGUAUUCACCUAUUUUUAUCCUGAAAAUAUGCUUGCAAAGGUGGAAGGAAAAUGGAAUCAUCUAAAAGGCAUGCAACAGCUGCUCAAGUAACUGCAUUGAUGGAUUUCAUGCAGGAACAUUCAGAUGUUGCCAAGGGGCUUCUCAAUUCAGGACUUGAAAGAGAAGAUCUAGAGGCACAAUGGCAAGACUUGACGGCUACGCUAAACUCUAUGGGUGGAGCUGUGAAAUCUGUUGAUAAAUGGAAACAGACUUGGCGUGAUCUAAAAUCAAACACAAAGAAGAGAGCUCUAAAACAGCAGUCUCUUUGUGACACUAGUGGUGGACUUAGUUCAGAAGGAAGUGGGGAUGCAUCACAGAGCAUAGACAAUGAAAAUUAUGUACCUCCUCAGAAAAGAUGCGCCUCCUUCGAUGAAGAGAUUAUCAAAAUAGAAAGAGACAAAUUAGAAUUUGAAAGAGAGUAUAAAAUUCAGAAAAUUGAAGUACUAUCAAGGAUAGCAGCAGCUUUAGAGGACUUAGCUAAGAAACAAUAAAAACUUUUUUUUACAUA
Molecule: messenger RNA, 609 nt
Organism: Helicoverpa zea (corn earworm)
Lineage: Eukaryota; Metazoa; Arthropoda; Insecta; Lepidoptera; Noctuidae
Exons: 4
Coding region: 113-592 (159 amino acids)
Source: RefSeq, a predicted model, not a curated record